CCGCCGGCCGGUGUGUUCACGUGGCUGGGGCGCUCUGUCCUGUUUUGGCCAUGGCGGCCGCAAACUCUACUGUGGUAAAGCGAGUGGAGGAGCUCGGGGACUUGGCUCAGGCCCACAUACAGCAACUUAGCGAAGCCGCUGGCGAAGACGAUCAUUUUUUAAUUCGGGCCUCUGCUGCUCUAGAAAAACUGAAACUCCUUUGUGGAGAAGACAAAGAAUGUUCAGAUCCAUCAAACCUUCUAGAACUUUACACACAGGCUAUUUUGGACAUGACAUAUUUUGAAGAGAACAAGCUAGUAGAUGAAGAUUUUCCUGAAGAUUCUUAUUCUUCUUCACAGAAAGUAAAAGAUCUGAUAAGUUUUCUUUCAGAACCAGAAAUUUUAGUUAAGGAAAAUAAUAUGCACCCAAAACAGUGCACUUUGCUUGGGGACGAGCUACUGGAAUGUCUGUCUUGGAGACGAGGAGCUCUACUCUACAUGUAUUGUCAUUCUCUUACCAAAAGGAGAGAGUGGCUCUCAAGAAAAUCUAGUUUGCUUAAAAAGUACCUUGUUGAUGGAAUCAGUUACUUGCUACAGAUGCUAAAUUAUCGGUGUCCUGUGGAAUUAAAUGAAGGAGUUUCCUUUCAAGACAUAGAGACAGCUAAAUUACUGAGUGAAGGAAUUUUUAGUGACAUUCAUCUGCUGGCUAUGAUGUACUGUGGAGAAAUGUGUUACUGGGGAUUGAAGCAUUGUGCAAAUCGACAGUCAGAAAAUCAUGAAGUGGAUACUAAUGCUUCUGGAGCAAGCUGUACUACACACAAAGAACCAUUGGACUUCCGAGAAGUAGGGGAAAAAAUUUUGAACAAGUAUGUAUCUGUGUGUGAAGGACCCCUGAAAGAACAAGAAUGGAAUACAACAAAUGCAAAACAAAUUUUAAAUUUCUUUCAGCAUUGUCAUAACUAGUAACUUCAUCCAUUCCUUUUCAAACAGACCGAAAAAAAUAGACAAAAAAGACGCAUGAAAUGGAAAAGUUCUAGAAAAGAAGACACGUUGACACUAAAUUUGAGAAUGUUACACUACAUAAAGACUACAGCAUAGUUACCCUUUUUUAAGAGCCAGCACUGUCUUUCAUUUUAUAUUUUUAAUCCUAUGAAAGAAUGAUUCUUUAAUUUUUAAAAUAACGUGUGUUAUUUUAACUCAGCCUGAACUACAGAUAUCCUGUAACUAAUAAUAAGGAGGAACCCCAUUUUAUUUUCCAAAGAUUAUUUUUCUUUUACUUUAGAUUAUGUUUUAAUCUUCCUAUAUUGAAGUUUGUCAAGAUUAAAAUCAAGUUACAUCAUUUCUUUGAAAAUACACUGUGGAUAUAAGAAUAGGCAAAAUGAAAAAUUAUGAUUAAUAUUCAGCUUCCAUUUUCAACAUACGGUAAAUAAUGAAAGACUCCUCAAAGAAAUCAUUGUGUUUAAUUUGCCGUGAAUUACUAAUGGCAAUUAAAUUUUUUACUCUAGUAUCAUUUUAUGAAAAUUUAAAAAUUAUAUUCCAAUUUGGUUUAAAAGAAAAUCCAUGGUUUAUGAAGUGAUUAAUGAAGAUUAAAAAGCACGUUAGGUUAGUCAACCAUUAGUAGCUCCUAUGCCCUUAGGGGACAUCUGAUCAUACUAUAUUAAAAUUUUAAUAUUUUUUUGCCUUUAACAGUAGGUAUGAGUAGUAAAAGCCAGAUAACCUAUCUUGGUACCUUCCGCACAGUCUUUCUGUCUACCUCAACUCCAGUUUUCGUCUUGGGGGGAUGAUCUGUUUCAUACUCUAGGUGCGGGGUUUCUCGACUUCUGCGCCAGUGACUUUUAUCGCAUUCCAGCAACUUACUCCCAUGACCACAUCUUGAAUUGAAUCCUGAUCAAGUUUCUCUUUCUGAAAUCUUAAAUUUCACUACCCAUUAACUGAUGACAAUUCUCAUCUUUCUGGAUUUUCCACUUCCUUAUUUUUGUAGAUUUUUUCUUUUCCUUAUUUCCAUUUACCAUCUCUUUAGCUUUUCACAACCUCCUUUUCUUGACUACAUCCUCUUUCUUCUAAACAGUUGGCCACUUUCAGAUUUCUUUUAUUCCUAUCCAGCCUCAGCCUUAUGGGGUGCCGUAUGAACUACUUGCUUGCCAGUUCCCUCAAAUCCCUGUUCCCCAUGGCCUUCAGCCUAGUCAUUCUGCCGGCUGUCAACCUUGAAUUAAUCCUACUAUCCACCUUUUCUGGGAUGGUGAGCUCCACUUGAAGUUCAUGUAGUUCUUCAGAGUGGAAUCACUACAAGUGUCUUGCCUCAAACUUUAGAAGAAUCCUCAAUGUAAGCCUUUGUUUAUUACUAGUGUGGCCUCAAUCUUUUCCCACUGUGGCUAAUCCAAACAUCAUCACUUGCCUCAGGCCCUCUGUCUCCUCCUCUAGCACAUGGCCCUUCUUUCUGUUGUAGAGAAAAUGGAGAGUGAGGUGGUCAACUUCGGUUUACCAGUUUUACCUCACUCAUUUUUCCUAUUUUUAGAGAAAAAGAGGUAGCCUCCUUCCUGUUGAAGUCUAAUCCCUACCUGUGCUGCAGAUUUUAUCUGUACUGUCUCCCUCAUUUCCUUGGGCCUAACUUUUAUUUAUUGGUCUUCUUUAUGGGCCUACUCUCUAGUUGUUGAUCUCAUUUAAAGGUUUACCCUGUUUCUUUCUUUCCUUCUCUCUUCUUGUCCCCUCCUUUAUUCUCUUUUUCUUUUUUACUUAUUACAGAUACCCUUCUUAGGCAAUGUCAUUCAUAGAUAUGGCUUCACAUGCCACCUGUAAUAUUAGGCUGACUCCCACAACCAGUAAUCAGUUCUUGUCCAGUUGCUUCUGACUCAUGGUGACCCCAUGUAUUGCAGAGUAGAUUUGUGCUGCAAGUGUUUUCAAGUCUGUGACCUUUUGGAAGCAGAUCAUCAGGCCUUUCUUCUGAAGUGCUUCUGGAUGGUUUAGAUCACUAACCUUUUAGUUAGUACAGCACUUAUCCAUUUGCACCACCCAGGGACUCCACUGACUCCCAAACUAGCUUGACUUUAGGCUUCUCUCCUGAGCUCUAAACCUUAUUUCUAACUUCCUGUUAAGUAUGUUUGGAGCUCUGGUGGCGCAGUGGUUAAGAGUUUGGCUGCUAACCAGAAGGUCAGCAGUUCAAAUCCACCACCUGCCACUUGGAAACCCUAUGGAGCAGCUCUACUCUGUCCUGUAGGGUUACUAUAAGUCAGAAUUGACUCGACAGCAAUGGAUUUUAUUAAGUGUGUUUACGAGAUAGACAUCUCAUAGUGAUAUUAUGUUCAAUAUGUCCAAACAAUUCAUCUUCAUCUUUCUGGUAUCAGUAUGGCCACCUCUGCUCUCCUUUGAUUACUACAGGUAUAUGUUGCAUAAUGUCCAUUCGGGCAAUAUCUGAUCACUUUUAAAUCCAUGGUCCCAUAAGGUUAUAAUAAAGUUCAGAAAUUCCAACUGGAGAAUGGGAUGUAGCAGAUGUUCUUUGCUAAGUACUGUAGAUUCUAUCUGUCUCUCACUAGCACUCAGGGUCCCUUGUCAGCUCCAGUCCUGGGGCAGCAGGGGGAGGGUGUCCUGGCACCCAUCCUUGGCUGCCUGUCCCACCGCACUUGCCUCAGGCAGGGACUGCACAGACACCACCAGAGCCACUGAUGGGGAUGUCCCACCAGGCCACCACCCCACUUGACCAGGGUGCCCUGUGCAUCACGCCUGGACCAAAGAUUGCGGCUCAUCCCUUGGUGGCAGCUGCUGGGCAAUCCGGGCUGUGGCAGUGGUGGGAGGAGGAGCAGAAAAAUGGCCAGGGAGGAGGCAGAGGCCAAGGUAGAGGAGGGAAGGCAGGGAUAGAAGAGUUUAAAGCCCAUUAGGGGAGGCGGGGAAGGCAGGCAGGGGGGAAGAAAGGGAAGGGAGCCUGCGGUGGAGUCAGAAUUUUUGCGCAGUCCCUUGGUGUAGUGGUGGCGGCCUAGGUCCCGGGCAUGACCAGUGACCGUCCUUCACAUCCCUCUUCUGUAUAUAGUUUGGUGUUUGCACCAGGGCUUUAAAUCAGUUCAUAACAGUUCAGUAAUCGCCGUUGUAAAUGAGGGCAGUGUACACACUGCAUAGCAGCCAAAUCUGUUGCCCAUCAGGUUUUGACCUGAGUAGGAAACAAACAGUGGUGCCCCGCUCAGAGAUGGUAGCCGACUGAGCUGCUUUGAAUGCGUGUUUUUCUCCACAGUCCUGCCAAUAAUCCAGUCUCACAUAUCAGGCUCCUGAAACUUUCAGGAUCCAUGCAGAAGACUGGGUUAUUGGCAGGACUGUGGAGAGUGACACACAUUAAAAGUGGUGCUGUUGGCCGCCAUCUUUGAGGUAGACAUCGCUGUUUGUUUCCUACUCAGGUCAGAAUGCAGUGGGCAACAGAUUUGGUUGCCGUGCAACACUUACACUCCCCUUACUUACGUCAGCAAAUACUGAACUGUUCCAAAUUGGUUUGAAAGAAAUCACACAACGUCAUAUUUCACAGAACAUAAAAGUGACACAUACCUGUAUUUGCACAGAACAUCCUUUUCCAUCCCCUCACUUUAAUCUGUUUGUGUCUUUGGGCCUAAGAUGUAUCUCUUAUAGACAGCCUAUAGAUGGACCAUGUUUUCUUAUCUAAUCUGCCACUCUCUGCCUUUUGAUUGGAGUGCUUAAUCCAUUAAUGUUCAGGGUAGAUAUUGAGAGAAGAUGAUUUACAUUUGCCAUUUUAUUGUACACUGUUUUAUGAGAUUUCUAGGUUGGUUGAUUUGUUUUUUCUCUUUUCCUCCAGUGCUGAGUCCUUUUUAUAUAUAGCUUUUGUCUCCCUUUUGUUAAUUUUUUUUAGUAGAUGUUGAGCUAUUUUGUUUUUCUUCUUUAUUUUGGUGUAUAAUUUUGUUACUUUCCUCUGUAGUUGCCGUGAGGAUUAUGUUUAAUAUCUUACAGUUAAAGCUACCUAUUGUAUCUUGAUACCAGUUUGACUUCCCUAAAAUAUGUAAAAGUCUCUGUCUACCCCAGGCCCCUGUUCUUUUAUAUGGAUGUUAUCAUUGCUUCUUUGUCUUCUGGCAUCCCUGUAUUCCUAGUUUGUUUUAUUGUUAUAUGUAAAUAGUUACUAUUCUCUCUCUAUUUUUUUUAAUCUUCUCCCUGUAAGUUUGUCAUUGUAGAGUAUGAAGGACUUGUUUUAUUUACUAGCUGUCCCUUGCUGUAUGUAUCACUUCUAGUUGUUGUCUGGAUGUCAUUGUUUUUCAUUCUGUAUUACUUUCUUUAAUAUUUCUUAUAGGGCUGGGCUGGUAGUUACAAAUUCCCUUAAUUUCUGUUUAUCUGGGAAUGUCCUAAUUUUACCCUCAUUUUUGAAUGACAGUUUUGCUGGAUAUACAGUCAUGCACUGCAUACUGUCCAUUUGGGCAACAUCCGAUUGCAUGCACAUCUGUGGUCCCAUCAGAUUUUUUCUUCUUCUCUUUUUUUUGAAAGGAAAGCAGCUCUCCUUUGGCUUAUUAUGUCCCCCCCUAAUGGUUUCAAGACCUGAUUAUUUUCUUCUUUAAAUUUUUUGUUGACACUAUGUGUUUUUUACUAAUGGAAGGAAUGCUGAUUAAAGGACCAAUUCAGAAUUUUUGUCACAAGUUAUAGAUUUUGAUACCCAUUAUGUGGAAACACAUGUGCCCCAGUAGACCCUGGAGGUAGUAAAUGAUGGCAGUAUGAGUCAAGGAUAAAAUCACUGUUUUAUUUAUUUCUUAAAAAUUUGCAAAACAUGAGGUAAAACAUGAAGGCACCUGGCAAUGACUGCCCAUAUAUUUUAUUCCAGUCUCCUCCUCCUCAGUCUUUUUAUGAUUUUUCAUGAAACUUUUCCAAACAUGGUACAAUGCAUUCUUCCUUACUGCAAAAGCAGUACUUACACACCAGAUGAAUAAAACUAAAGGAAUUUGAAUCUCAGGAAAAUUACCACUGUGUAUCCUUUAUUAUAACAAAAGCAGUACUAACAGCUAAGAAGCAGAAGCAGCUGCCCUGGAAUAUUGCUGGACUGCACACAGUGGUGCAUUCCAGCUGGCUAAAUGUGGGUGCAGUGAGUGGGCCCUAAGAUUGAGUGCAGGGUAAGAGUAAUUUACAGAGUUCGAGUCCCUUGCAAAGUACCAGUGCAACACAUUAUUCCUUAUUGCAAAGGCCAUUACUUACUGUUCAGAAUCUAGAAAAGCAGUUCUGAAAGAUUGCAGAACAAAGACUGAAAGCAGAGCAGGGAGCCAGUAACACCUGGAAACAAUGAAUGGUGUCAGGGAGAAAAUGGCCACUAUGACUGACUGAAGACUAAGAAUACUUUAUUCUUACAAUAAGUACAUUCUCAGGAGAAACAUAGUAUUAACUGGGAAACAUAGUGAGGAGGCUUCUCUCACAGAAGUAAAGACAAACCUGUCAAAUGUUUAGAAAAUCCACACAUCCAGGAGGCAUCACCUAAGACAGUGUUCAGUCUACACAAAAAUGAGGCUCUGACUCAGGGUUCUUGAGUUUCACCCAUUCUACCUUGAGGUAAAUGCAUUAAAAUCAGGCUGCCUGUUUCCUAAAGAACUCCAGAGGCAUAAAAAGUGGUUGGGAUACCGUAUGUACCGUAUGUCACAAAAGGGUUUUAAAAGUGAAUCCUGGUGGUGCAGUAGUUAGUGCUUGGCUGCUAACUGAAAGGUUGGUGGUUAGAACCCAUCAGCUGCUCUGUGGGAGAAAGAUGCAGCAGUCUGCUUCCGUAAAUAUUACAACCUUGGAAACCACGUGGGGCAGUUGUACUGUGUCCAAUAAAGCAUUACUGUAAGUUGGAGUUCAACUUGAUGACAGUAGAUUUUGUUUUGUUUUAUUUAAAUGGUUUUUAAAGACCCCAAUUCCCUGGAGUGAACGAGCAGCAGGGC
Trichechus manatus latirostris (Florida manatee) is the source of this 6859-nucleotide messenger RNA. It is a transcript of the gene RIMOC1, whose product is annotated as RAB7A interacting MON1-CCZ1 complex subunit 1. NCBI's taxonomy places the organism in Eukaryota, Metazoa, Chordata, Mammalia, Sirenia, Trichechidae. Bases 51 to 941 code for a protein of 296 amino acids. The record is from RefSeq and is a predicted model, not a curated record. Gene Ontology annotation, biological process: mitophagy. The transcript is spliced from 6 exons.